AUGUCCCUGGACCGUAAAGACGCGUCCAAGUCCCCCGGCAAGGCGAGACCUUUGCGCGUCAUUGAUCUCUGCACUGGCACAGGUUGCAUACCACUUCUUCUGCACGCAUUACUUGCUCCUCAUUUCCAGAAGCUGGAAAUAAUAGGAGUGGAUAUCAGCCCCACGGCCUUAGCCCUAGCCCAGGAGAACCUCGAACAUAAUCUGCAACUGGGCCAAUUGGCAUCCAGUGCAACCACAAACAUCCGCUUUCACCGCGCCGAUGUCCUCGAACAUGGAAAUGACAAUUCAGUACCGUCCAUUGAAUCAAUACUGCAAACGCAGUUCCCAAAUUUUAGAGCAUUGAACACCUCACUACCCGACCAAGAAAGUGGAUGUGAUCUAUUAAUUUCCAACCCACCAUACAUAUCCCAAACAGAGUUCCGAAACGGCACCACUGCGCGCAGUGUACGGCGUUUCGAGCCCAAGCUGGCACUUGUACCUCCAUACUCGGGCAACGAGAUGGAAGACUGUAUGCCUGAGGAUAUCUUCUACCACCGAAUUCUCACUCUGGCAUUCAAGUUGAAGGCCAAGCUCACGGUGCUGGAGUGUGGGGAUUCUAGCCAGGCUAAUCGAGUGGUUGCUCUUCACAGGCGACUUGCUUUGGCGGAAUCUGGAAAGUUCAGUGCGGAGGUUUGGCCGACUCGAGAGAAGGAUUUGGCUGAUAAUGGGUUUCAUGUGACUGACGGAUCGCGAGCUGUUAUCAUACGGACUCUCCGGUAG
Messenger RNA from Penicillium concentricum, 759 nucleotides. RefSeq lists its product as uncharacterized. Gene Ontology annotation, cellular component: mitochondrion. The transcript has a single exon. Bases 1 to 759 code for a protein of 252 amino acids. Gene Ontology annotation, molecular function: nucleic acid binding; methyltransferase activity. Gene Ontology annotation, biological process: methylation. NCBI's taxonomy places the organism in Eukaryota, Fungi, Ascomycota, Eurotiomycetes, Eurotiales, Aspergillaceae. The record is from RefSeq and is a predicted model, not a curated record.